AUGCCUGGUAAACCGAAGGACCGCACCCUGCCGCCAAAUGGCAUUCCCCGACUCACUGCCGCCGACAUCAAUCGCAAACUACCCAAAAAUAAAAUGUUUGUCUCUGAUGCUGGAGCGGCGGCGAUAGUGGCCAAGAGCCACCUAGUAUUCGACUUAGUCUAUGACCACACCGCCAACCCGUCAGCCCAGGUCGAUGCCAUCUCACAUCUCGCCCGCUACAAUGUCCACCAUGAUCCUGACGGUCCUUGUCCGACAGGGCAUUGGUCCAUUGCCUGGUCAAACCACAAGGACCGCAGUAGCCCUCCCGCCAUAUGGAGCAUCAAGUACAUUCUUAUGGUCUGCACUUGUGGCUAUGACCACACAAAACGAAACAGCAAGAAUCGAACGGCGGCGUUCCCGCUGACGGACUGCCCUGCCCAUCUCGAGAUUACGGUGCAUCCACCGACCGGCGCCAUUCUCCGUGUCCGUGGGCUCGCCGAGCAUAACGCCGCCUGCGACUCGGCGAUGCUGGAGCAUCGGCCUCACCAGCCAGUCGCGGCCAUUGUCUACCGGACGGCGCUCGAGCCACUCAGUAGUGUAGCCCUUGUUUUUUUAUCUGGAUUUAUUUAUGUUUUUAUUUUAAAAAAACUUGAAUUUAUUUAUGGAUUUUUCUCUCUGUUUCUUGCGCCACCCAUCCCGCCUCCCGCCUCCCGCCUCCCGCCUCCCGCCUCCCGCCUCCCGCCUCCCGCCUCCCACCUCCCGCCUCCCACCUCUCGCCUCCCACCUCCCGGCCUCACGGUGACGCCGAGCCACUCUCACACACACUCCGGAGGCUGA
Molecule: messenger RNA, 816 nt
Organism: Mycena indigotica
Lineage: Eukaryota; Fungi; Basidiomycota; Agaricomycetes; Agaricales; Mycenaceae
Exons: 2
Coding region: 1-816 (271 amino acids)
Source: RefSeq, a predicted model, not a curated record